Molecule: messenger RNA, 2977 nt
Organism: Cotesia glomerata
Lineage: Eukaryota; Metazoa; Arthropoda; Insecta; Hymenoptera; Braconidae
Gene: Galphao
Product: guanine nucleotide-binding protein G(o) subunit alpha
Exons: 11
Coding region: 1304-2368 (354 amino acids)
Biological process (GO): adenylate cyclase-modulating G protein-coupled receptor signaling pathway
Cellular component (GO): heterotrimeric G-protein complex
Molecular function (GO): GTPase activity; G protein-coupled receptor binding; G-protein beta/gamma-subunit complex binding
Source: RefSeq, a predicted model, not a curated record
CGAGGGAUCUCCAGUGAAUAUACGCGUCUAGCACUAGCUGCUGGUGUUGCUGCAACUGCUGCUGUCAAAAGUUUAAGAGUCGAUUUUUUAUCUCCUAUUGUAUCAUAUCCUACCGUUUCCCCGCAACAAUAAUUAUAAAUUAACAUUUUUAAAAUUACACAGUUUAAAAAAUAAAUUUUACUAAUAAUAAUUAUUAGUAAUGAUAAUAAAUAUAAUUAUCUGUUAAAUAACGUAGCAACAGAAGAAAUAUAAUAAAUUUUAUUAAUUCUCUGAUCAAAACCGCAGCAACCACCAGUACAGUAUCAUUUAUCUUGUGAGUGUACUAGAAGUUGGUGUAAAAUAUAAUAUUCGACACACACCCACCCAACUCGCUCAUAAAUAUUAAUAUUUAUAUUAAUAUAUUCUUCAUAAAUAAAUGGAUAAGCUUAUCAGAUCACCAAGUGUGGGGAAACGGUGUGAGAUGUUUUAGUUUUCUUCAUUUAAAGUUACGCUUUACACAAGAUAAUUCAAGCGAUUGGUGAUAGAAGAGAGAAAACGUCAAGGGGCUGUGCCGGUCCGGAGUUUCCUCUGAAUUAUCGAUCAAAUACAGCACACUAACCACCGAGUUUAAAACCACCGCUGUCGAUUUAUAUUUUUAUUAUUAAUAAUAAAAAAUAAUUACCACUAGCGGUAAUUACUUAUUAGUAGUGCAGUGUGUAUUUAAAUCUACGUACAAAUGUAUUUUAUUGAGUGACAUUUUAAGGGUGUUUCGUGGACCAAUCCAACUUGCCAAUGAUUUUAUCAAAAUACAAGAGGUCAUUUCACAGUACGCAGACGUUUAAGUACAUUUUUUUGACAGUCGUAAGAUCAAUAAAUAUAAGGGUGAUUAAAUGAUUGUUUGAACAAGUAUUUUAGUGUGAAUCAGGUGCACUAUACGUAUAUAAUAUAAAAUAUAUAUAUAUAUAUAUACACAUAAAUAUAUAUUGAAUAGGGUGGUAAUAUAAGGAGCACGGGUGUUAGGUGUAGUAGGUGCGUGCGCGAUUGUAUUAUUCUUCAUUAUAUUGUGUCUUGUAUAUAUAUUAAAUAUUAUUAUCAUAAUAAUAGUAUAAAAACACACAUUUGAUAUAAUACAAUAUAAAAGUAUAUAAAUACAACUAAAUCUAAUCAAAUACAGUACAUAGUACAUAAUAUAUAAUAUAAUAAAUAAAAUAGUGGUGGUGUGGUGUUACUAGGAAUACGUAGUGGCGGGGGCUUUGCCGUCCCGCGAUAGGGGUGAAAAUAAAAAGAGACGGGGGUGGCGUUUGUGAAGGCAACGUGUAGUAAAAUGGGCUGUGCUAUGUCUGCUGAAGAGCGGGCCGCUUUGGCCCGCAGCAAACAGAUUGAAAAAAAUCUCAAGGAAGAUGGAUUGCAAGCUGCCAAGGAUAUUAAACUUUUACUCCUCGGAGCUGGAGAGUCUGGGAAAAGUACGAUCGUGAAACAGAUGAAAAUCAUUCACGAGAGUGGAUUUACACCAGAAGACUUCAAGCAGUACAGGCCUGUUGUGUACAGCAAUACGAUACAAUCAUUAGUCGCUAUUUUAAGAGCAAUGCCAAAUUUGGAAAUUAAUUACUCAUCUAAUGAACGACAGACUGAUGGUAAAAUGGUAUUCGACGUUAUUCAACGAAUGGAAGACACUGAACCAUUUAGCGAAGAAUUAUUAGCGGCUAUGAAAAGGCUGUGGGCUGAUAAUGGAGUGCAAGAAUGUUUUGGAAGAAGUAAUGAAUAUCAAUUAAACGAUUCUGCUAAAUAUUUCCUGGAUGACUUAGAUCGAUUAGGGGCUAAAGAUUAUCAACCAACGGAGCAAGAUAUUUUGAGGACUCGGGUCAAAACAACAGGAAUCGUUGAAGUACACUUUUCAUUUAAAAACCUUAACUUUAAAUUAUUUGAUGUGGGCGGUCAACGAAGUGAGCGUAAAAAAUGGAUACAUUGCUUUGAAGACGUCACGGCAAUUAUCUUUUGUGUGGCUAUGUCUGAAUACGAUCAAGUUUUACACGAAGAUGAGACUACGAAUCGGAUGCAAGAGAGUCUUAAAUUAUUCGACUCAAUAUGCAAUAACAAAUGGUUCACGGACACUUCGAUAAUUUUAUUUUUAAACAAAAAAGAUUUGUUUGAAGAGAAGAUUCGUAAGUCAUCGCUCACUAUCUGUUUCCCCGAAUACAAUGGCGCUCAAGAGUACAGUGAAGCAGCCGCGUACAUACAGGCGCAAUUUGAAGCGAAAAAUAAGUCGACCACAAAGGAGAUCUACUGCCACAUGACUUGCGCCACGGACACAAACAACAUUCAAUUUGUGUUUGACGCAGUAACAGACGUGAUCAUCGCCAAUAAUCUUCGCGGUUGCGGUCUUUAUUAGAAUUUUAUUAUUAAUAUUAAUAUUAUUAUUAAUACUAAUACUAAUACUAAUACUAAUACUAAUACUAAUACUAAAAUUAAUAUUAACAUUAAUAUUAAUAUUAUUUUUAUUAUUGCUAUUACUAUUAAAACAACCACAACUAUACCUAUCACUAUUAUUUCGUACUAAAACUUUUAACCGCGAAAAACUCGACGAGUGUUUUUUUUUUUUUAACAAAAGCAUCGAUCGUCAAGCAGCUACGGUUUAUCUCAGUGCUAAUCGAUUAAUUGUCAUCACGUGAGUAAUUAGCCGGAUUGCUCCCGAACAGUAUGCACACGUGUAACUCGUGCUUCUUUUCUCCGUGACUAAAAUUAUUAAUUAAUAAUAAUAAUGAUAAUAAUAAUAAUAAUAAAUAAUAAUAAUAAUAAUAAUAAUAAUAAUAAUAUUUAAAAAAAUGAAAAAGGAUUUAACUAACAACUUUUAUUAAAUGCUUUAAAUAAAUUAUUUAUAUUUUUAAUUUAUAAAACUAUUAAUUAAUAUACAGGACAAUCGCAUUAUUAUUGAUUUAUCGGAGCCGAGUUUUACCGUCGCUUUAUACGGAGUAAAUUAUUUUAUUAAAACAAAAAAAAA